CAGGAUCCCCCUGUUAUAUGAUGACCUAUGAUACCUAUGGAUCUCCAGGACAUUACCAGCCACCGCCGCACCAAGACGUCCAUUCGGCGUCUGAUGGAACCUCGCCUCAUGAGACCGUCGCCUCGUGGAUGGCCACAGACCGUGCGACAGAUACCUGGCGGACCAGGGCAGUUUGUUCAAACCGCGCCCGUGCAAGCGAGCAGUCUCAGGCCGUUGCCUGCGAGCGGGUAUAGGACGCCCCCGCCCGCCAGUGCCGUUCCAGGCUCCGUGCCGGUCUAUCCCAUCUUCACGCCUCAGCGGCCUCCGUCCAUUCCCUCGCGCACGAGUUCGAAACAAAGUGCUGUUGCAGCACCGGUGGCUGCCCCAUUAUUUCAUGAGGAACCGAGGAGGGAUCCUCCCAUGCCCGCGGUGCCGGCACCAGCGUCGGCGAGGGAGAAGGCAGACAUGAGCGAACCCCUUCUGGUGGAAAGGUCUGAGGUGCCAAAGAUUUCGCAGAUCACGGUGGAUCUGGAGCGCCAAGCCGAGCCACCGCCUGAGUGGCGGGGCUGGAGCUGGCUUCGAUCGUUGCUGCUGCUAGUGGCUGGUGUGAUCCUCUGGAUCUAUCCAGAGCGUUGGGCCUCCGUCUUUCUCCUGUUGCUCGCUCUGCUCUGCUCCCCAUUCCUGGGAACUGCCCUGAGGGGGGGCUUGGCCUUGCCUCACGUGGGCAUGCGCCGGGUGAUUGCUUCGUGGCUCUUGGACUUUGGCUUUGGCAUCGGUUCGGCCAUCCAGGAGCAGGAGAAAACUUGGAAGCCAAAGUUGGACAAGGCUCUGGCGCAUGACUCUGAUUUUACCCAGGGUGUCAACAAGUAUGCGCUGCAGAUAGCUGGCAACUUGGGACAGGCGGUUCUGCAAGAGAAAUCUCAGUGGAUGCCAACGAUGGUUGAUGCGGUGGGCGACAUCGUGCCACCAGCAUUGUCCAGAGUGAUGGAAAAGAAGGAGGAGUGGACCCCUGCCCUGACAGCAUUGGUAGCAGACAUUGUCCCAUCAGUGAUGCGUGGUGUGUUGAGCCACCACCAGGGUUGGUCCCCCGCGCUGAUGCAGCUGGUUGGGGAUGUCGUUCCCCCAGUUCUCAGCUCUGUGCUGAAGAACA
This is a messenger RNA of Cladocopium goreaui, 1129 nucleotides long. The record is from the annotation of a GenBank genome assembly. NCBI's taxonomy places the organism in Eukaryota, Dinophyceae, Suessiales, Symbiodiniaceae.